CCCAAUACAUUUUAAAUGGGCCGGGUUACCAGGUCAAGUAUCCAGAAACCAACCCGUCGUAACCUAAACGGAUCGGGUUAUCGGUUAACCGCCGAAACCCUACGAAAAACCUUGAGAACCUUCUCCAAGAUCGUCUUCUCCAAGCCAAUCUCUUCCUACAUUACACCAAUUCUCAAAUCCCGAAAUAGCAUGGCUCAGAAAUGUGCGAUUGGUUUGAUUUCAGCCGUCGCAGCUUCCGUUUCUCUUUCGCAAUCGAAAGUCGCUGCUGCUGAUGGCCCUUUCACUUUCCCUCCUGCGAAUCCCCAGCAGCAGGCUGCUUCUUCUCCGCCGUCGACGGCUGGUGAAGAGUCUUCAGCUCCUCCUCCUCCUCCGAGAGCUCGGAAUGAUAAUCCGAGGACGAGUUCAGGUGGUUUCGAUCCGGAGGCGCUGGAGCGUGGAGCUAAGGCAUUGAAGGAGAUCAACAACUCCUCUUACGCCAAAAAUGUGUUUGAGAGUAUUAAGCAGCAAGAAGAGACAAAGCAAACUGAGUUUGCAGCCAAGGCGCAAGAGUAUAAAGCUAUGCAAGCCCAAGCUGAAACCGAGAGACAAAAGGUGAUAUACGAUGAACACAAAAAACUUGCUCAGCACCAAGCGCAGACUAAAUCUCAGAUGGCUCGUUACGAAGACGAUUUAGCAAGAAAGAGGAUGCAGGCUGAGAAUGAGUAUCACAGAACAAGAAACCAGGAGCUUGUGAAAAUGCAAGAAGACUCGGCAAUCAGGCAGGAGCAAGCUCGACGAGCUACCGAGGAGCAGAUCCAGGCGCAGAGGCGACAGACCGAGAGGGAGAAGGCUGAGAUUGAACGCGAGACGAUCAAGGUCAAAGCUAUAGCUGAAGCUGAAGGAAGAGCCCAUGAGGCAAGGCUCGCUGAAGAUGUAAACAGGAGAAUGCUUGUUGAUCGUGCAAAUGCAGAGAGGGAGAAAUGGGUUGCUGCCAUUAACACCACAUUCGACCAUAUCGGAGGUGGGUUGCGUGCAAUUCUAACCGAUCAGAAUAAACUGGUUGUUGCUGUUGGGGGUGCAACCGCUCUUGCAGCUGGAAUAUACACAACGAGAGAAGGAGCAAAGGUUAUAUGGAGCUAUGUGGACAGAAUAUUAGGACAACCAUCCUUGAUCCGAGAAUCGUCAAGGGGCAAGUACCCUUGGUCUGGUUCGGUUUCUCGUGUAAUGUCCACAUUGCGUGGAAAGGGGUCAGCUGCCAGUAAUGGAAAAGGGUUUGGUGAUGUUAUUCUGCAUCCUUCCCUGCAGAAGAGAAUCGAACACUUAGCUAAUGCAACCGCCAACACAAAAUCACACCAAGCUCCUUUCCGAAACAUGCUUUUCUAUGGUCCUCCAGGAACAGGCAAAACAAUGGCCGCCAGGGAGCUUGCUCGUAAAUCUGGUUUGGAUUAUGCAUUGAUGACUGGUGGAGAUGUUGCUCCACUUGGAUCUCAGGCUGUUACAAAGAUUCACCAGCUGUUUGAUUGGGGGAAGAAGUCUAAGAGAGGCUUAUUGCUCUUCAUUGAUGAAGCUGAUGCAUUUUUGUGCGAGAGGAACAAAACAUACAUGAGUGAAGCUCAAAGAAGUGCACUAAACGCUCUUCUCUUCCGCACGGGUGAUCAGUCCAAAGACAUUGUCUUAGCACUCGCCACGAACCGACCUGGUGACUUAGACUCAGCCGUGGCUGACCGUGUGGACGAGGUUCUCGAAUUCCCCUUACCAGGAGAAGAAGAGCGGUUCAAGCUUCUAAGCUUGUAUCUUGAAAAGUACAUAGCUCAGGCUGGUCCAAGAAAGCCGGGUUUGUUCGACCGUCUCUUCAAGAAAGAGCAGCAGAAGAUCGAGAUAAAGAGCGUCACCGAAGAGCUCUUAAAGGAAGCUGCUGCGAAAACUGAAGGGUUUUCAGGGAGAGAGAUUGCGAAGCUGAUGGCGAGUGUUCAGGCAGCUGUUUAUGGUAGUGAAGACUGUGUGUUGGACUCUGUGCUGUUCAGAGAGGUUGUGGAUUACAAAGUUGCAGAGCAUCAGCAGAGAAGAAAAUUGGCUGGAACCGAUGCCAAAUGAGAUUUUUGAUGUGUAAGUUAAUCAAGUUGGUCUCACCUUCACACUUUUUAAAAGAAGCAAAACGAAAAGAGAUUUCAACACUAUUGUUACUCCUUUUUGGUCAAGGAGAGAGGUCUUGUUGUACCCUUGUGUUACAGUUUAAGUUAAUUUGCUUUUAGCAUAGCUUAAAUUAUUGUACUAAUAAAAAUCGAGAUUUUGUCGACACUAA
Messenger RNA from Brassica napus (rape), 2281 nucleotides. RefSeq names its product ATPase family AAA domain-containing protein 3-like. Gene Ontology annotation, biological process: mitochondrion organization. Gene Ontology annotation, cellular component: mitochondrion. NCBI's taxonomy places the organism in Eukaryota, Viridiplantae, Streptophyta, Magnoliopsida, Brassicales, Brassicaceae. The coding region runs from base 16 to 2073 and encodes 685 amino acids. The record is from RefSeq and is a predicted model, not a curated record. The transcript has 8 exons. Gene Ontology annotation, molecular function: ATP binding; zinc ion binding; ATP hydrolysis activity.